Rhopilema esculentum is the source of this 2398-nucleotide messenger RNA. RefSeq names its product E3 ubiquitin-protein ligase rififylin. The record is from RefSeq and is a predicted model, not a curated record. Gene Ontology annotation, biological process: protein K48-linked ubiquitination; negative regulation of extrinsic apoptotic signaling pathway via death domain receptors; proteasome-mediated ubiquitin-dependent protein catabolic process. Gene Ontology annotation, cellular component: plasma membrane; cytoplasm. Lineage: Eukaryota; Metazoa; Cnidaria; Scyphozoa; Rhizostomeae; Rhizostomatidae. Gene Ontology annotation, molecular function: ubiquitin protein ligase activity.
UUACUUCCGAAGCACUAUUGUUUUGAUGGAAGUUGACGUAACGAAGGUGGAUGAAGUUUGUUGUGUUCCGUGUCCAGGAAAUUGCUUGCGUUAAGGACGAAAAAUACUCGUCAAAAUUACCAGAUAUAAUCAUAUACGGGUGUACAAAAGUAUUAUUUUUCAGCUACAGCAUUUUUUUUGUAGAAAACCACACAGGGGAUCGGACCAGGACUUUGAAAAGUGAUGUCCUGGGAAACAUCGCCAUUUUUGAAAUUGUACGGUCUUGGCCAAGUCAGUGUCGUGCUUAAAGCUCCUGCGAAUCUCAUCUGAAUUUUUUCUGGAAAAAUAUUGAAAAGCUGUGGGAUAAAUGUGGAAUAUUGGUCAGAAACUUAUUUUUUUCUUUUAAUAAAGGACAAAUAGUUACAACCAACUUUCAGCCUCCUCCUGUUGACUCUCGUUGAAGGAAAAUGCCAAUACCAUGCGCAGAUUGUACAACAAACAUUGGCCUGUUUAAAAGAAAGUUCACUUGUGGAAAAUGCAAUGGGGUAUUUUGUGGAAACUGUUUUACAAAGACAUCAAAGUUGAAAGUACAAAAUAGUUUGUCACCAAAACAAUGUCUUAGAUGCAACAUAUUUGGUCUUUCCAUAUACAGACGUGAAGAUCUCUUACUGCUGAGUACCAAAGAUCUUCGUUGUUUUCUUACAUCAAAACAAAUUUCUACCAAAAACUGCACAGAGAAAUUUCAUCUUGUCGACCUGGUUAUGAACUUUGCUGAAGCAACUGGUCAAAAAUCCUUAACCGACCUAAGGCGUGAACAAAAUCAAAGGGCCCAUGUUGAAUAUCUGCGCCUUGAGGCUCAGAGACUUGAAGAGGAGGAUGCCAGGAGAACAAAUUUUGAUUUUAGAGAAACAAUCAGUGAAGCAAACCUGCCUGGCACUGCAUCAGAAGUGCCAAAAGAAAGUGCAAAAGAUAAUGCAAGAAAAUGGAAAUCAAUUGAAGAUGUUGUCUCUCUGGAUGAAAUUGAUCAUUUGUGUGUGAAAGAUUUAAAGAAAAUAUUGACAGUGAAUUUUGUAGAUUACAAAGGCUGUUUUGAAAAACGGGAGUUGAUAGAAAGAGUCAAAAGAUUAUGGUCGUCACAAAAUUCAGGAGAAAGAACCAAAGGAGUUAGCAAAGAUUCUAAAGGUGAUGACCCUUACGAGGAAGACCUUUGCAAACUUUGCAUGGAUUCAAAGAUUGACUGUGUUUUGUUGGACUGUGGACAUCUUGUAACUUGCACUAAAUGUGGGAGAAGGUUAGCAGAGUGUCCAAUAUGUCGUCAACUUGUUGUUCGUGUGGUGCAUGUUUUCAGGGCAUAAGGGGGAUGCAUGUUUUAAAUCUAACCUUGCUGGAAUUGGUUGAACUGACUAAAAAAACAUUAAACUGGCACAAACUAGCAGAAUGAGCUAAGAACAACCUGGUUUUGAAUAAAAUAAGAAAAGAAUAUUGAUAACACCCAGAGCAAGCAUGUCUUGAUCCUGGAAAAGGGCUGGAGCUGCCUUGAUAGGAACCAUAUGAAUAGGAAAAGAUAAAGAAUAUUAAGCAUUAGUAGUUUAAUAUCAGACACUUAUCAGACAUUGUCUUUAUGACCUUCGUGAUGUACAUAAAGUUUAUAAACAAAGCACAUUUUCUUGGAGUUUAGUUUUUCUUGGAGUACAUUACAGAUCAUCGUAGCAAUCCUUUUUCAUUUGAUGUCACCUCAAACAAAAGUGUACCUUUAAUCAGGAUCAAUUUGUUUAUUAUCAGAGUGAUCGCUCAUGCAUGAGAAAUCUCGCAAGGGAUGGGCCACUUCCGUAGGCUAUUUCUCACGAAAAGGCCUGGGUAAUAGAAAAAAUUGUUGAUAUCUUCCGAUAUUCCCAUACUUUAUUUACAUUUUUACCCACAAAAUGUGACUGCAAAUUAGUUGCUGCACCUAAACAACAACUGGGUUACCUUCUGUGUCAUUAUUUUCUUGUUCAGCUCCUUAACAGAUCCCCCUUGAUCUGGUCUCUGUUCUGGUUGAUUGUGCUAGUUCAGUGCUUCUUGCAAGAAAGUACCAAAUUUAAAAGACAGGGUUGUUAAGUUAUUAUACAUUGUUUUCAAUUUGUUUGGAGUUCAUGGUAUUUUACUAUUAACAUUUUUAGUCUUCUACCAAGACAAUUUCUACCAAUCACAGUCACACACAAACUUGCAUUUGUCUUAAUCAUAACUAAAAAGGAGUCAACAUGUAAAUCCAUAAUUCAUACAGUGUUAAAAUAAACUACUGGUUGUCAUUUAAGCAUAUAUAUUAAGUAAUGAUAUAUUUGUAAUUCAGAAAAUGUAUUUGGGAAGCAUGGUGUAAAAUACUUUGUUGUGUAUCUCAUAAUUAAAUAAUCAGUUUAUCAUGAUUAGACAAAUUGCAAAA